Messenger RNA from Vicia faba (fava bean), 510 nucleotides. NCBI's taxonomy places the organism in Eukaryota, Viridiplantae, Streptophyta, Magnoliopsida, Fabales, Fabaceae. The record is from the annotation of a GenBank genome assembly.
AUGCAACAUGUACACCCUUGUUGUUCAAUCGACACACACGACCCAACAAUAACACCAUUGCAGAUCCGCAGAAAUUUAGCCCCACACAAGCCAGCCGCAUAUGGCGUCCCUCAAAUCGCGGCCUCUCCUUCCGAUCGCCAUCGCCCCCAACCUCGGAGAAUCACCAUCAACAACAAAGAACUACGCCAAAUCAGCUGCAAACCAACCGCAAACCCACCGUCGUUUCAGCGAAUGAACAACAACCACCCGUCACCGACGCUUAUCCAAUGUCUGUCGUACAUCUUCGGGCCACAACGGACGAACUCUGAUCGAAUCUGCAACCAUCGCCACAGUUUCUCGACUCCAAUCGCUAACAUACUUUAUUUGCGAAUUUUCUUUUGCUUCCAUGUUCAGAAGGUUAUGUUUGGAUUAAUCUCUUUCAUGGUGAACAUAAGGAAAGAGAGUUGUGUGUUAGUUUGUGGAAUUUUUGAAAAGGGUAUUGUUGCUGUUGAAGAAAGGCCAAGGCUGUAA